This is a messenger RNA of Arachis stenosperma, 501 nucleotides long. RefSeq lists its product as uncharacterized. The record is from RefSeq and is a predicted model, not a curated record. Gene Ontology annotation, molecular function: nucleic acid binding. Gene Ontology annotation, biological process: DNA integration. The transcript has a single exon. The coding region runs from base 1 to 501 and encodes 166 amino acids. NCBI's taxonomy places the organism in Eukaryota, Viridiplantae, Streptophyta, Magnoliopsida, Fabales, Fabaceae.
AUGGUUCAUCCCCCUUCAACUAAGGGGCAUAAACUCGUUUUAGUCGAUUACUUUACUAAGUGGGUGGAAGCUAUGUCCAUGAAAGAGGUUAUACAAGCCAAAAUAAUUGAUUUUAUUGAGGAAUUGAUUAUUCACAGAUUUGUUAUCCCUCCAACUGUAACUACAGGCCAAGAAACUAUGUUCACAGGUCAACAAGUCGAAGGAUAUACUGAGUCGAAAGGAAUUAAAUUGAUACAUUCAACCCCAUAUUAUGCACAAGUAAAUGGCCAAGUUGAUGUUGUUAAUAAAACUUUAAUUAAGUUGAUUAAGGAACAUAUAGGGAGGCAGUCUCAAAAUUGGCAUAAUACUUUGAGUCAAGUAUGGGCUUAUAGGUGUUCCUCUCGAGAAGCCACAGGGUUGACUCCCUAUAAGCUGGUAUAUGGUCAUAAAGCAGUAUUGCCACUUAAAAUAAAUUUGCAAACAGUUAGAGUGACGAAGCAAAAUGAUUUACCUGUCGAAUAA